Messenger RNA from Cooperia oncophora, 375 nucleotides. The record is from the annotation of a GenBank genome assembly. NCBI's taxonomy places the organism in Eukaryota, Metazoa, Nematoda, Chromadorea, Rhabditida, Trichostrongylidae.
AUGGUGAACCUUGGCGCUGCACCACUGCUGCCCAUCUACUACUAUCUGAACCCUUCUACAUCGAGAAGGGACGCCGAUAGGAUUAUCGAGCUACCUGGACUCUCAUAUGAACCCAAUUUCCAACAAUACUCUGGAUUUCUUCGCGGCUCAGACAAGCACCGUCUUCACUACUGGUUUGUUCAGCGUGCAACCGAUAGCCCAGACACUCCACUUCUACUCUGGCUGAACGGAGGACCAGGAAGCAGCUCUGUAUGGGGAAUGCUGACUGAGAACGGGCCCUUCCGACCGAAUCGUGACGGCAAAACUCUUUACGAGAAUCCUUACUCGUGGAACAGGGCCGAACGCAAACUUUAUUUUGCACCAGUUAAGGAUUGA